CGACAUGGGGAAGAUGGCGGCGGCCGUGGGCUCUGUAGCGACGCUGGCUGCAGAGCCGCGGGAGGACGCCUUUCGGAAGCUUUUCCGCUUCUACCGUCAGAGCCGCCCUGGGACCGCAGACCUGGGAGCGGUCAUUGACUUCUCGGCGGCCCACGCAGCCCGCGGGACGGGGCCUAGUGCCCGCAAGGUGGUUAGAUCUCAGCUGAGUGUAUCUUCCGUCAGUGACCACGAUGCACAUAGAGCAGGACUUCAGCCAGUCAGCAAGUGGCAAGCCUAUGGACUCCAAGGCUAUCCUGGAUUUAUUUUUAUCCCAAACCCCUUCCUCCCAGGUUACCAGUGGCACUGGGUGAAGCAGUGCCUUAAGUUAUAUUCCCAGAAACCAAAUGUGUGUAACCUAGACAAGCACAUGACCCAAGAAGAGACUCAGGACCUCUGGGAACAGAGCAAAGAGUUUCUGAGGUACAAAGAAGCAAAUAAACGGAGACCCCGAAGUUUACUAGAGAAGUUGCGCUGGGUGACCCUAGGCUACCAUUAUAACUGGGACAGUAAGAAAUACUCAGCCGAUCAUUACACACCUUUCCCUUCUGACCUGGCUUUCCUCUCAGAGCAAGUAGCUACAGCCUGUGGGUUUCAGGGUUUCCGAGCCGAGGCAGGUAUCCUGAAUUACUACAGAUUGGACUCCACCCUGGGAAUCCACGUAGACAGAUCUGAACUAGAUCACUCCAAACCCCUGCUGUCUUUCAGCUUCGGACAGUCUGCCAUCUUUCUCCUGGGUGGCCUCAAAAGAGAUGAAGCGCCCACAGCCAUGUUUAUGCACAGUGGUGACAUCAUGGUAAUGUCAGGUUUCAGCCGCCUGUUGAACCAUGCAGUCCCAAGGGUCCUUCCAAGUCCUCAAGGGGAAAGCCUGCCAUGCUGCCUAGAGACACCUCUCCCAGCCAUCCUCCCCAGAGAUUCAGUGGUAGAGCCCUGCUCUGAGGAGGACUGGCAGGUGUGCACCAGCUACUUGAAAACCGCUCGUGUGAACAUGACUGUCCGACAGGUACUGGCCACAGACCAGGACUUCCCUUGGGAAUCCAUGGAGGAGAAGAAAAGAGACAUCACCACAGAAGGUUUCUGCCACCUGGACGACAAGAAUUGCCAAGUAAAACGAGUGAAGUUAAACCCUGACAGCUGAGACUUGGAGAGCCCGUUCUUUUCCUCAGGCAGGUCUCACAGUAAAUGGCCAUGCUUUCUUGUAUUACCAUAGACUCUAGCAUCAGGACAAGCCAAAAAGACAGGGAAAAGCUCAUCAUGGAUCAUAGUGCUGCCUUGGAACCCAUCCUGAAGAGUAAAGCAGUUAGCCACUUUGCUCAUGUUGGACAUGGUCCAGUCUGGUUAGAUGUUGGCACUAAUGUAUGUGGAAGUCCAAGGAGCUUUGACCUUCCAGAAUAGCCUUUCCAGCCUCUGCCAUUACCUCUGAGGGAGGUGGGAGUGAGUUUCCAUGUUAUUGGAGCCUUAAAUACCUCAGAUUUAUUAAUGGGAAACCUGACACCCCUGCUGCUACCCCAUCUAGUGAUUUGUGGUAAAACUGUGGUUCCAGGAACCAACCAUUAGUCUCACCUUCGUUGUUCCAGCCAUCCAGUGAUCUUUUCUUCUGUCUUCUCUGGCUUUCACAGAAAAGUCCCAUACACAUUAAGACAAUGGAACUAGAAACCUCAUCUCCUAAGAAAGAAAUUAAUCACAGCUAUCUCUCUUGCCUAAAAGAUAAAAUAUAUAUAAAGCCAAGGGAAGGGGAGCAGUAGUUUCUCCAGAUUUCUUUUAGGUCUAAACUCUUCCUGUUGGCUUUUUAAUGCAAUUUUAAUUGUUGGACUAAAAAAGCCCCAAGGGUGUUCAGUAACUGUUUUCUCCAUGAAUAAACUUUCUCUCCUUUAAAUUAAAGAUCUAUAUCUAUCUUUGAGGGUUAGCGAAUCUGGGCUUCGUUUUUUCCUGUUUUGACUUGCUGUGUUGUUCAUGCUGUGGGAGCCCUCCAGCUGUUCUGCCCUGUGCCAUCCCGCUCUGGCCUAAGUCUUCUCUGUGACUGUCUCACAGGAGAGAAUAUUCUUUGAUAUUCCAGUCACUGCUGUCUUUUGUGAUUGUGAGCAGCUUGAAAAAUGCAUGAUGCACCAAGUUUUAAUCUUUGUACCCCCACCAGCUUGACUCACUGUACCCUUAGCUGAGCUGCUUUACAUUUCUCAGAGCCUCAGUUUCCUCAUCUAUGACAUGAAGAUAGUAUUUACUACCAUCUUCCAUUUCAAAUGAUAAUGGGAGUUUAGUGCUCCUUUCUAGAAACAUGGUGUCAGUAUUUUAUUACUGCAUGGACUCUUAGAAACAUCGCCUAUUGUCUGUGUGGACGACUGGCUGGAAGCCACUUGGAUACCUGCUGCUUGCGACAAGACUCGCCACGUCUGUAUGUCUCUGCCGGCCUUUUUUCUUCUUAGGAACAUUACAUAUUGAGUUCAUAUUUUGAUACUUGUUUUUUAAGAAAUAAAAAUUAAUACAUUUGUCCCUUACGUCUAAAUGACCUCAAAACUUAGUGCGUGAUGGGAAAAUUUUAGAUAAUUAAAUUAUUUUAAAUAAUUAAGUUUAAAUGUUUAAAAUUACCACUGGAAAAAUCCCUUAUGUUUUCCAUAGUGUACAUCAUAUGGUGACCCACUGGAAACCCACAUCCUCUCAUUUAGCAAAUCCAGUAGGUCAGCCCAUCCUUCAGCAUUAGAAUAGUUUGCUCUUUAGUCAGUUGAGUGUCAGAUAAAGGUGCUAACUUGUGUUUAGGAAUAAUGUGGUGCGAAAAAAGUACAUAUUCAGACUGUAAACUGACACUCCAUGAAGCGAGAUAUGUGUGCUGUGAGCAGCCUAUAGAAUCAGGCCAGCCAAGAGAAGAGCAGAUUCCGAUCUCCCAGCCUAUACACACUCCCUCAAGGGAUGUGCUGAUUGAGUUGGCCAGUGAGGAAAAUUGUUUACACCAUUAAAUUCUCCCGUCUCUCUCAUUUUCAUUUAUUUUUGUGAGGAACCUAUAGUUGAAGAUCUAUAAUGCAGUUCUACCUUCACAGUAAGCAGAAAAUGAUGCAAUUGAGGAAAAAGGAAAAAUUGGUGAUUUUUCCACAUUUACAUGAGGAUGAUCCGCCAAGGUUUGUUUUAGUUGUCCACCAGACAUUUUCUAUGUCAAGAGGCAGCAAAUGCUGAUGGACCUCCUGUGUUUGUACUGCCCACGGACUAAAAAUAGUUUUUACAUUUCUAAGUGGCUGGGGAGAAAAAGUCAAGAGAAUAAUAGUAUUUCAUGAAAAUGAGAAGAAACCAAAUUUCUGUGUCCAUAAGUAAAGUCUUAAUCGGAACACAGUCACACUUAUUUAGAGAUGACCUGUGGCUGCUCCCUCACACUUGGGUGACAGAGUUGAGUAGUUGCCGCAGACACCAUAGAGCCUAAGUGAUCUGGCCUUGCACAGAAGAAAGUGUUGGUGGAUGCCGGAGAAAGGAAGCUAGACCCCUAGACAGGAACCUCAAAUCAGGGAAAGGGGCCAAGGAGAUUUUUU
Messenger RNA from Callorhinus ursinus (northern fur seal), 3545 nucleotides. RefSeq names its product alkB homolog 1, histone H2A dioxygenase (gene ALKBH1). Lineage: Eukaryota; Metazoa; Chordata; Mammalia; Carnivora; Otariidae. Gene Ontology annotation, biological process: oxidative RNA demethylation. Gene Ontology annotation, cellular component: cytoplasm; nucleus. The record is from RefSeq and is a predicted model, not a curated record. Gene Ontology annotation, molecular function: ferrous iron binding; oxidative RNA demethylase activity; broad specificity oxidative DNA demethylase activity.